Messenger RNA from Lathyrus sativus (Indian pea), 447 nucleotides. Lineage: Eukaryota; Viridiplantae; Streptophyta; Magnoliopsida; Fabales; Fabaceae. The record is from the annotation of a GenBank genome assembly.
AUGGCUGAUGAAGGACACUACCAACCACUCCGCGGCUACAACGAACAACACAACACCACUGUUCAACAACAACCUCCAAGCAAGUCAACUCAGCUAGUUAAGGCUGCCACCGCCAUAACCGCCGGCGGCUCUCUCUUGAUCCUCUCUGGUUUGGUCUUAGCCUGCACGGUUAUCAUCCUUACCGUUAUCACACCGCUGUUUGUAAUAUUCAGUCCGGUGCUGGUUCCUGCGGUGAUCAUAGUAGCUCUGUUGACGUUGGGAUUCUUUGCUUCCGGUGGAUUCGGCGUGGCGGCGAUCACGGUGUUAGCGUGGAUCUAUACGUAUGUUACCGGUAAGCAACCACCUGGCGCUGAUCAAUUGGAUACAGCGCGUGAGAACUUGAUAAACAAAGCGCGUGAGAUUAGGGACUAUAGUCAGCAGCAAAUAAGUGGGACGCAGCAUUCUUAA